Molecule: messenger RNA, 3513 nt
Organism: Arctia plantaginis
Lineage: Eukaryota; Metazoa; Arthropoda; Insecta; Lepidoptera; Erebidae
Source: the annotation of a GenBank genome assembly
AUGAGUGUUGAGCCGACUUUAACUGAGUCCCCAGUGCCACUGGCAUUGUCACGGCUUCAAACACGACCAGGUCGUCUACCCCGUAACCUGCGCUCACAUCGUCCCAGUCUACAACUCGCUAGCUUGGAGGAGUCCGCAGAUGAGUCUCCUAGACGUUACAGUGGAGACGCCUUUUCUGCGGACACGGACGACGACGAAGCCUUCAACGAUGGUGCCCUAUCAGAUACACCGUCUAUAUCCACAUCGAACGGACGUAGGGUAUCUGAUGCUACUUUCGCUGAACGGUACAGAAAGUUAAACGAAUUCGAUGGAGCUCCGCCGGAACCACCACGUCGAGCUUCUCUCGCUGUGCCAGGAGGAGUAGACGGUUUCGGCAACGAUAAGGGCCGAAGGCGGUCUUGGGCAGCUCGGCUGCAGUUAGAGCGCAAGAAGAGAAGGAAGUCGGGCGGUAAUGACACUGAUGAAGAAAGUGACGCUCCCAUGUACGUUCGUCAGAAACGACCAUCCUGGUGGAACGUUUUUGUGCCAGAUAAUAUGUUGAAGAACAGGUCUAGGCGUUCUUCGCAGCAGCUGUCGAGGAGUGCCGAGAGCAUCGACCAGACUUACAAGAGGUCUAAAAGUCGUUCGGUUGACCAUGGCUUUUCACCGCCCUUCGACUUGGACGCACUGCGCUCUAAGGUUGAGGGAAGGUUCGACGCUGUACACAGAGAUGAAGACGAACACGUCAAGAGAUUACCGCCGCCAAUUAAAACAAUGACUUAUACGGUUCGCGAUCGAGAUACCCUGACAUCGCUAGCAGCGAGAUUCGACACCACCCCAUCGGAGUUGACAAAACUGAACAGACUUGCUACGCAGUUCAUCUUCCGGGGACAAACGCUUCUUGUGCCCGAUAAAAGAAAAGAUGGCGACAAAGAUUCUGAUGGCCCGUCAGAGAGCGGCGAUAAUACAUCUGAAUCAACACAGGGAGCGCCAAGCGAGCCUGCGCAGGAAAAAGAGAUCCUGGACAGUUUGCGGCCCGUAUCUCCAGAGGCUCCCUCGUGUAGCAGCGCGCCACAGCGCUUUCUGAAGAUUAAUGUCAGACAUAUUACUGAUGGACAGGGGGUAGUAUCAGGUGUGCUGCUGGUGACCCCUAACGCGGUAAUGUUCGACCCGAAUGUGUCGGAUACGCUAGUGAUGGAGCACGGACCCGAGUCGUACGGCGUGAUUGCCCCCAUGGAGUACGUCGUCAACGCCGCCAUCUUCUACGACAUAGCGCACAUGCGCACACAUGGACCUGACAACAAUACGCACAAAGCUGAACAAGCUGAAAUCUAUUACAUGAAUAAAUCUGAAAAUUCACCUGGAAAGGAUUCUCUUCUAGUCAAAGAUGAAACAUUCCCCGAGCUGCAGGCGGCGACCGGCGAGAGCGUCGAGGGCGCGGAGGGGCCGGGGCCCGAGGGCGCCGACGAGCGCGGCGGCGCUGCCUUCCCUAAGGCCUUUGAUAGAGAACUCGUCACACCCACCGCUCUACAGCAACAAACUACCGAGGAUAGACGAAAAUCCUUACUCGAUCAACACUGGGCUAUUCCAAGCAAAGAUAGGAUGUCUAUCGAUCAAGGAAGCGAGGUGUCCUCUAGUGCGGAUCCUUGCAAGGACGAGAGCGUAGGCGCGGAGGUGGAGGUUGGUGCCGUCGCCGACGGCUCUGAGGGCGGGGAAGUGCCCGAGGAUGAUGCACAGCAUCUUGUCAAACUGUCCUACCACGACUCCGGCAUCGACAUCCGAGACCCACUACUCAAUGCCAAUGCCACACCUGCAAGCUCUAAGAAGGGAUCGAUGAUAGAUUGCGAUGAGUAUUACCAUGUGAUUGAUACAAUAUACGAGUCUAUGGAGUUGGAGAUACCGAAACACGAUAGAUACCAGGAGGCGGCUCAUCAGUUACAUUGUUUCAUAACUAUGCAUCGUAAUGUGGACGCGAUGUCUACCUCCUCACACGAAGAGGUGUACAGCGACGCGGACAUAGUGCUGUCGGGCGAGUGGGUGCCGCCGGUGUGCCUGGCGCGCGGCGAGCCGCCGCUGUCGGCGCCGCCGCUGGGCGAGGCGGAGCGCCAGCCGCGCAAGUCCACCGCCGUCUCCUUCUCACUCGACGGUACCUCGCAGAAGGAGGACGCCAAACCGGAUAAAAAGAAUAAGAUGCUGAAACGACUAUCUUACCCAUUAUCUUGGGUAGAGGGUCUAACAGGCGAGACCGCUCCCGCCGGCCCGGCAUCCCAAGGGGACUCACUACCCACAUCAGCGGAUAGCCACAACUCCACCAGCAUGUUCUCCAAAGUAUUCAACAGACGAAGUUCCCUGGGUGGUUUCGGUCGUUCGCACACAAAGUCCACGUCCAGCUCAGGGUCGCAGCCGCAGCAACCGCGCCUUGACUACCGCAGCAUGGUCUCUGUAGAUGAUAUGCCCGAUCUCUUCGCGUCCUUUGACAAACUAAUACCACGGCCGGCUCGACCCAGCGAUGACCCACCACUGUACUUGCGGCUGCGCAUGGGCAAGCCAAUCGGUCGCCCUCUGCCACGAACCACACCACUAAUGAGCUACGGACGCAAGCGCAUGAAGCCCGAGUACUGGUUCGGUGUUCCCAGGAACCGGGUGGACGAUUUAUUCAAGUUCCUCACACACUGGGUACCCGACCGGUAUGGGCCUCUGGGAGACGUCAGCGCUCACGGCUACGAGCUCAUUGAUAGUGACACUGAAUGGGACGACGAUGAAGCUAAACCAGGCCAAAAGGACGAGAGGACCGGCAGCACCGGAGACGUGUCCGACCUCACUCGCGAGUCAUGGGAGGUAUUGUCGAUGAGCGAUGAGUUGCGGCGCGCGCUCUACUCAUCGGGUGCCUCCAUCGAUAUGGAGUUCUCUCCACCCGACCUCAUCGGUACUUCCGAAAUACUCACAAUGGAACACAGAGAGAAGUUAUGCGGGGUGUUACCGGCACGUGCCCAGGGCUAUAUGUGGUCGCUGACGUUCAGCACGAGCCAGCACGGCUUCUCGCUUGCUUCUAUGUACCGCAAGAUGCAACGCGUGGACAGUCCCGUUCUGCUCGUCAUUCAAGACACUGAUAAUAAUGUAUUCGGUGCGCUGACUUCUUGCACGUAUCAUCCCUCCGAACACUUUUACGGCACUGGAGAAUCUCUUCUAUUCUCGUUCCAACGAAUUGAGGAACCUCGACGACCCUCGCAAACACCUAUUGAAAUCAAAGACAAAGACCUUAAAGACGAGGCUAAGAAAGAUGACAUAGAAGGUCAGCAAGCUAUAGUUAAAACUAAAUUCAAGUAUUGGGGAUGGACCGGUGACAACAUGUAUUUUAUUCGUGGAAGUAACGACAACAUAUCCAUCGGCGCUGGCGACGGAAAAUUCGGGUUAUGGCUAGAUGGGGAUCUGUACCUGGGUCGCACUCAGCGUUGCAAGACGUAUGGUAACGAUCCUCUGACGACUCGCGAGGACUUCAUCGUUAAGAUCAUGGAGUGCUGGACGUUCAUCUGA